UUAUAGGGAUAUAACUUGACUAUCUGCGGAGUUUGUGAUUUUUUUAUUUUUUUAUUUUUUGGGAAGGAAUCAUGCCUUUUUGCAAACGGACGAUACUUCCGAAAGAUGUGUGCAAACCUGACGGCAGGAGGCUGCGUCCACAGGCGGCGGAGAUUUUCGGUGACUUGGCGGACGUGUGCGGCUUCACCCUGUGCUCGGUGCUCAGGCAGCUCUCGGAUCUGUCCCGGCACUCGGUGAGCAUCCUGGAGGAGCUGGAAGGAGAGCUGGUGUCCAUCUGCCACCGGUCCGGAGCGCUGGAAGGCAGAGUGGUCCGGCUGCAGAGGCACGUCGCCGUGAUGGUCAGCAGACCUCCACCAAGAACCACCAGUGGUCUAGAGGCAGAGAGUGGCAGGCGCGGCGGCAGCAGCAUCAGCAGCCACGGUGACGGCAACCACAGUAGCAGCAGUGGCGGCGGAGGAGGAGGCAGCAGCAGCAGCGGCGCGGCCCACUUCAGGUCUCCAUGGCAACAGAGCGUGAACGUGUUCGGCUCGUGGAGCAGGCCGGAGUGUGUCGAGGAGCUGCACCAGCAGGCGCAGCUCAACCUCCAGAGCCUGCUGCAAGACUUUGAGGAGCAGCUGUAUGACACCAAGUUGACCGGUCAGACGUUCCGGCAUCCGUCCUCGCAGAGCUCUGACGACACGUCCACCUCGCUCAGCCGAUCACCCAUCUCCCUCAACAACAAGAGGCCUGACUUCAUCUUCCUGCCGGCAUCCAAACAACUCUAUGAAGAUGAGACCACCUCUUCAGUGUUUGGGUUGAGGUCAGUGACUGACCCAUCUCCCUCCCCAUCCCCAUCCCCCUGCGGCUCAGAUCGCCCCCCACUGGGCUGGAGUAGUAACAACAGCAGCAGCAGUACCGCCACGUCCGCCACCACCGGACCACCUGUCGCAGAGAAACCCCGCUGGCACCUGGGGAGACGCACACCUGCUCACUUUAUACCGCUGGACAUCACAGGUGAAGGAGGAGGAGGAGGAGGAGGAGGAGGAGGAGGAGGAGGAGGGAAAUUCCACGGUGUCGACCUCCUCCAGCAUUCCCCGUCCCCAUCCCCCUCUCCAGGGGACCCCUUCCCCCAUCAGCCCCGCUCCCUGGAGCCGAUCACGGAUACCCCCCACCAGAACCUCCCCUUGAGGAAGACACAUUCUGACCUCGACACAACCUUACCUGCAGGCAACAAUUUGCAGCAGAGAACCUCAGACCACCUUCACCCACGGACCAUGGACCACUCUGGGCUGCUUUGCUCCAACACACCCUCCCCUUCAUGGAAUGGACCUAAGGGCUCCACCUUUUCUCCUGGAGCGUGGAAUGAGCCAUACAAUUACAAUAUGAACAAAGGUCCAGCUGUUCCGCCCAAACAGCACAGCAUCAUGGGUAAUAUAGGAGGAGGCACACAGGAUGGGAUGAUGACCGCAAGCUCGGGACAGUCGAUGAGCUCACAUUCCAGUUCCUUCACAUCUGUGUCAGACCCUACUGGGAGAGGAGGGAUUUCACUGACUUCUGCGAUGAUGGGGAAGAGGAGCGAGACAGAGGGGGCUGCAGCAGAUGGAGGGAGAGGAGGGGAGGUGGGGAGAGGAAGGGAGAGGUCUGCACGAUCCAUAGCUGCAGCAAACGCCUUCAAGUUCCGGGAACGUUCCCUUUCCACACCCACAGAUUCUGGUACCUUCUGCUUUACAGAGGGUGGUCCAGGCCAACCAGGUGGGAACAAUAUGUCUACAGGAAAUGGGAAUUUUUUAGGAAUGACAGACCAAAAACAGAAUCACCACUUCCUGGGUUUGGGAGAGAACUAUGCUCUUCUUUACCCUAGUGGGAGCUCUGAAGACAGUGCCAGUACCACUGACACAAUUUCUGUCACAGCUUCAGAAUAUAGCACUGAUGGCCGCUUACGCCUGCGCUCACGGUCCAUCUCACUUAAAAAAUCCAAGCGUAAGCCACCACCUCCAGUGAGGAGUGUCUCACUGAUGAAGAACCUGGGCGAAGCUGAGGGGAGAAUCCACCAUGAUGGUGGACUUUACCGGGAUGGACGGCCGAAGAGCCUUCACAUCCCUAGAGACCACUUUCCAGACUUCCAGCCAGAUUUCCUCUUGCCAAGCUCAUCCUGUUCCUCUAAACCUGCUGUCAAUGAGGUGGAGACAAGGCGAGCGGGCAGUGAUCGGCCUCCAAGCCUGGAGGUUCAGGCACCAGAGCGGGAGGGAGAGACAGAUCUGACCUUCCCCACCCACUGGCAGCUAGGGGAGUGGAAGAAUGACCCUUACAGAUCUCUAUCUGGUUCCAGCACAGCAACAGGUACCACAGUCAUUGAAUGUAUGAAAGUCAGAGGCAGUUCAGAGUCACUGCUCGACUCUCCCUCCACCUCCAGGGCCACCUCACCUUCACAGCUCUCCAUGGAAACUGAUGUUAAGGCCUCCUCACCCUUCAAACCCCCAGGACUUAUGUCACCAUCAAGUGGCUAUUCGAGUCAGUCUGAGACCCCCACACCAACAGUUCCACUGAAUCAAGCAGCAGGUCCAGGGACCGGGACAGCAGGACAGUUAGGUACAAUAGGGUGUAAGAUGCGCCCAAAGAUCCCAGAGAGGAAGUCAUCCUUACCAUCUCCCAAGGACCCAGCUGCAAGGUCAAGAUUGUCGUUCGAGAUGCCUGGCAAUGCACAUCUGGAGUUGUCAUCAAUCAAGCCAAAGCAGAAGGCCAGCAGGCGGCACUCUGACACCUCCACCGCAGCAAAACCUGGAAAAAUCAGCCCCAGCUCUUCCCAGACAUUACCUGUGGUCACCCAGAAUGAACUGAAGACAGUUCGUCUUCGCUCUGUUUCUCGUGGUGACCUGGAGGACUGUCCUGAUGGUGCAUCUGAUACCAUAGAAGAAGAGCAGCAGAGCAAAGAUUUAGGUGAGGACCCCAGUCCACCACCUACUCUACCAAAACCCAAACCACCUGUUGCAGUCAAGCCUCCCUUGCCAAAACGGCCAGUUAACCUACUCCUUAAAUCUCCUUCCCCCUCCUCCACUUCUCCACUUGCACCUGAAUCUCCUCCUGCCUCACCCGUGGACCGUCCAGUACCCCUUGGAAAUAUCUACAAAGUCAUGAAAAAACCCAAACCCAAAAAACCUCCACCACAGGUUCCUGCAAGUCCCUCUGUGCUUCCUGACAUAAAUUCCAAUUCAGCCCAAAAUACAGGAUAUGACCACCCAUUCCUCCCCCAUUCCCACUCCUUCUUUGACCUCCCACCUCUCCCAGACCCACAGCCUCUCCUGGAAGACCCAACAAUGGAGCCAGAAUUUGACACAGAGCAAGAGGUCCGUCCUGAGGAUGGAGGUUCGCUCCCAUCUCCCUGCAGUAGCCAGGAGGCUCCGGAACUCCAAGACAAGAGCAAGACACUUCCUUCAAGGAUGACAAUCUCCUGUCUGGCAGAGCUGUCGGACAAAAAGAAACCCAAGGUUCCACCUCCUGUCCCCAAGAAGCCCAAUGUUCUGCUCCUUCCCACGUCAGUCCACUCCUCCACCAAUGGCAGUACAGAGCGUCAGACUCCACAGGCCGACAGUCCUGUGGGUCUUCGGUCUCCUUUAGGAGCAUUCCCAACUGAGGGGAUUCCCAGUCCUCCUAAUGUUCCUGAUAUGCUGGAGCGAGAUGAGAAUCACCUGGGAACAGAUGAGGAGAGCUCAAAAGAGUCAUCACUUCAGUCAUCUCUUCAGGAUUCUUCCCUCACUGAGCUGGAGGGGAAGAUGACCGGUAUUGGAAUUGGAGCAGAUGAGUCAGCAGCAAAUGAGAAGACAGUACUGCACAUUGCAGAGGAAACAGAUGAUGACUUUUUGGCAAGCACACCAACAACACACACCACCGAAGACCUGUUCACCAUCAUACACAGGUCUAAGCGGAAGGUUCUGGGCCGUAAGGAGCCAACGGAUUCCUUUGGCAGUCGGCAGAGCCUGGUGUCCCCAGUGAAGCACAGCACCAGCGGUGGCGAUCUUCGAAAUCUGACCCUGGGAAGCAGCCAGAGGUCCAGCUCACGCAAUGAGAACUUCAUGGCCCUGCUUCAGAAGAAAGGCAGCAAGUCUUCCAGUGGAGGGGCCAGGGUCUCAGCUAUGGAGCUUCUUAAAAGCACAAACCCUCUGGCACGGCGCGUUACAGAGUUUUCAACCACCACUCCAACAACAGUUGAGGGAGGAGAUGCCUCAUCUGGAAACGGCAAAGCCAACGAUCAGUGAACAACCAACCAACAGUAAACAGAAAUUCAGUGGGUCCUUUUGCUGUUAACAAAGCUACCAAUGAAUCCCACAACCCGCCAUGUUCUGGGGAUGGCCAGAUCACUCCAACUACUGACUGACCAUUUGCAGUGUCCAAUCACAUUGGAGCAUAUUUUUAGACAAAAUGGUCCCUCCCAUGGUUGGAGCGUUAUUGUUUCCUUUCAAUCCAGUCCCCCCAGGAAAGCAUCUGUGGAGAGCACACAGUUUGUUCUCCCUUUAUUCUCAAUUAAAGGUGGAGGUUUUACAGUUGUGCUUAAACAUUGCACCAUAUUUACCUUGUUGGGGAUUUGUUCAAGCUUGAUGGAAGAACAGGGAUGUGGCUCUGGAAAUAUAAGGAUACUCAGUGGAUAGUUUACUCCUGAUCCAUCUGGAUGAUAAAAGUCCCUGAAGUCUAUCUCUGAGUCCCUGAAGACGACAAUGGUGAAAGAGUCUUUAGCCAGUUAUUCUGAUCAGCUGAGAAACCACAGUGGAUUAGUAAAUCCAAGAAGAAAAAGGAAUAUACGUCAAAUGAUCUCACCAAUGAUCAUCAACCAAAACCCUUCGGCCGGUAGCACUACAGCAUCAGGCAGCUGGUAGGGUAAACAAUCAGUGGUAUGAUGAGAAACCAUAGAAAGCAAAUGUACCCCAAACCUUGGACAUUAUUGGUUCUAUCUAUGGUAAACACAAUACCAUAACAGACACAUCAAUACUGUCAUUUUAAUAAGAAGAACAUCCUGAUUUAAGCAGGAUUUACAAAUACAGUAUUAACAACUUGUGAGCUUUUUGCCAACAAAGACGAAGCAUGAGCAUGUCGGUGGUUUUGGCGAUCAUGCCAAACACAAACACAAGUGUGGAUUUUCACAAAACAUUCCACAAAGGCACCCAGUAAAUGGACCAUGAUUAUAAACACAAGCACUUUUCUGUUCCUUUGGCAUCAGAGAUGGUUUACAUGGCGCGGCGAUUGCGUCACUCCAGUUUUGUUAGAUAUUCAACUAUCUUUUUUUCUUAUUUUGUGCUUUGUUAAUCAUUUUACUUUUACCAUUACUUGUUGAAUUGGAUUGCUCUGUAUGUAUUAUGUACAAAGGUAAACGUACCACAUCUAUCAAUCAUUUGCUGACAUGAGGACUAAAUAUAGACUGUACAGAGCAGCAAGCAGCUUGGACUACAAACUGCCCACACAGUGGAGGGAACACACGCUUAAACACACACAUACACAAAGAAUAAUGCCAUUCAGAACAGAUCUAUGUACACACGUGUGUGUGUGUGUGUGUGUGUGUGUGUGUGUGUGUGUUCAAAGGAGUGUGUGUGCAAAUGAAAUCACGCCUGUGGAGUUUCUGGAUGGAGAGUAUGAAGCAGGCCUGGUUAAUAAACAGGGUUUUUAUUCAUUCUGGUCUCUGGUGACGGGACCAAAGGACUGUUAAAAUCUACAAACAGACCAGAGGGGACCUAGAAGUGUGUGUGUCCGUGUGUGUGUAUGUGUGUGUGUAGAGAAAAAUGCCAGGAACAAAGCAGAAGGAGAGGGAAAGUACACGUAUGUUUGUGUGUCUGUUUAUAUGUUGUGUAUCUUUUCUACAUGUGCAUGUUCCAAGUUGCACGUGUGUGUGUGUGUGUGUGUAUGUGUGUGUGUGUGCAUGUGUACGUCAUCCUCACCCUCAUCGUGUCUUUCUUGGGAUAGGAUUAAAAUGACUUAAGCGGCCCCUUCACCCGCACAUUUCAGAUCCAAAAGGGAUUCUUGAAUUAAGAAAAUUCUGGAACCAAAAGAGUUCUGGAACAGAGAGGAUUUUGGAACAAAUCUCUUUGGGAGGAUUCCAGAAUGAACAUCAGAGUCAUGCAAAAUAAGUGCAUUUUCAUGGACGUGAGGGUCCUGGUUAUGAUCAGGUUUUUUCAGAUAUCCUCUUUUUGUAUUACUUACCACUAUAUGCUAGUUUCAGAAACCUGGGUAAUCCUGGUUUUGAGAAAUGUCAUUACUACCCCAUUAGCUAGGGUACUUCAAAAACACCCAUACAGCUUAGUUUCCAACCAGUUUUUGACUGAUGCCUGACUCUACCUAGGCUGGGAUAGCUUCAGCCAAGUGACAUAACAGAGACACAAACAAUGGCUGC
Sphaeramia orbicularis (orbiculate cardinalfish) is the source of this 6352-nucleotide messenger RNA. It is a transcript of the gene nhsl2, whose product is annotated as NHS-like 2. Lineage: Eukaryota; Metazoa; Chordata; Actinopteri; Kurtiformes; Apogonidae. The transcript has 10 exons. The record is from RefSeq and is a predicted model, not a curated record. The coding region runs from base 72 to 4232 and encodes 1386 amino acids. Gene Ontology annotation, biological process: cell differentiation.